Messenger RNA from Plasmopara halstedii, 231 nucleotides. RefSeq names its product immediate early response 3-interacting protein 1-like. The record is from RefSeq and is a predicted model, not a curated record. Gene Ontology annotation, cellular component: COPII-coated ER to Golgi transport vesicle; Golgi membrane; endoplasmic reticulum membrane. The transcript is spliced from 3 exons. Bases 1 to 231 code for a protein of 76 amino acids. NCBI's taxonomy places the organism in Eukaryota, Oomycota, Peronosporomycetes, Peronosporales, Peronosporaceae. Gene Ontology annotation, biological process: endoplasmic reticulum to Golgi vesicle-mediated transport.
AUGGGUGUGCUUUGGAACUUUGUACUGACGAGCCUUCUGCUGACCAACGCUGUAUGCAUCUUGCACGAAAAGCGAUUUCUGCGUUCGCAUGGUUGGCACAAAGUGGAUUCGUCGCAGGGCAUGACUAUCAAGAAUCAAAUUGUAGGUUUUCUUAUCGCUGUGCAGUAUUUACGAUUCCCACUCAUGAUUAUUAAUACUCUGAUGAUCUUGCUCGAGCUCGUUAUGGGCUAA